Messenger RNA from Kogia breviceps (pygmy sperm whale), 1829 nucleotides. NCBI's taxonomy places the organism in Eukaryota, Metazoa, Chordata, Mammalia, Artiodactyla, Physeteridae. The record is from RefSeq and is a predicted model, not a curated record.
UCGGCGGGCUGGGGGAGGGGCAUCGUGGAGCCCGGCGGGGUCCGGAAAGCCGAAGGCCGGUUCGGCUCGAGACUCAAAGGACUAGCUAGGCUGAGGCCAGCGGACCGAAGUGGGUUUUCCUGGUGGGAAAUCCUGCAGUUCUUGGGCGGGAGGGCGUGGUUGGUCUGGUAGGGUCUGGCCACGCCCCCGGGGCCGGGAGACUUUGGCCUUGAUGACUCGGGUUAGAAUUAGGUAAAUCUCUGAGACCAGGAAGCAAGUGCACUAGUGACCCUUACACUGGGAGGGCUAGAGAGACCCUCAGUUAUGACCUGAGGGCGGAACUUCGUGGGCCAGGUGAGUACCCGGUUCUAGGUGAAGGGUCUUGAUUUGUAGGAUGUGAGGAACGUGCCUUAGAAUCGGAAGAGCUUUGAAAGCCUGAGCUCCUCUGUAUGGGCGCUUCCGUUUACGUAGUGGAACUGGGGUAAGAAUGCCUUGAAGCUACUGGGUGAAACCUGGUUGGCGUGAAGUUAAGCUUAAUAGGUAAUAGGGAGGUAGCUAGAUUUUGGAGUGUCUCAAAACUGAGUCGAACUCCAUCUCUUCCCCCAUCUUACUGUCCCCACUGCAUCCCUGCCUGGCAGCAAUCCAAGUCCUGGGCACUGUCAAAUGGUUCAACGUGCGGAAUGGUUACGGAUUCAUCAACAGGAAUGACACCAAGGAGGAUGUCUUUGUUCACCAGUUUGAGAACCACUGCUUUGGUGGAAAGCGCUCUCAGUGGGAUUGAGACAGCUAUUAAAAGAAACAACCCGAGGAAGUUUCUGCGCAGCGUUGGAGAUGGGGAGACUGUGGAGUUCGAUGUCGUGGAAGGAGAGAAGGGCGCAGAAGCUGCUAAUGUAACUGGGCCCGGAGGGGUGCCAGUGAAGGGCAGCCGCUAUGCCCCCAACCGACGUAGGUUCCGCCGAUUCAUCCCCCGGCCCCGCCCAGCUGCCCCGCCGCCCAUGGUGGCAGAGGCUCCGUCGGGCCGGACAGAACCAGGCAGCGAAGGGGAGCGUGCUGAAGACUCCGGGCAGCGGCCCAGACGACGGCGCCCACCACCCUUCUUCUACCGGCGGCGCUUUGUGCGAGGCCCUCGGCCCCCCACCCAGCAGCAGCCCAUAGAGGGCACUGACAGAGCAGAACCCAAAGAGACAGCCCCGUUGGAGGGGGACCAACAGCAGGGAGAUGAGCGGGUCCCCCCACCCAGAUUCCGGCCCAGGUACCGAAGGCCUUUCCACCCCAGGCCACCGCAGCAGCCCACCACAGAAGGUGGGGAUGGCGAGACCAAGCCCAGCCAAGGCCCCACUGACGGUUCCCGGCCUGAGCCCCAGCGCCCACGAAACCGUCCCUACUUCCAGCGGAGACGGCAGCAGCCCCCUGGACCCGGGCGGCCUGCAGCCCCGGAGCCUGACACCCAAGAGACAGUACUGCUGGGUCCACGCCUGGCGGGCACCCCAACCCACCAGGAAACCCCAGCAGAGACCUCGGCCCCCAUCAACAGUGGGGACCCCCCAACCGCCAUACCGGAGUGAUUCCAACUCAGAGGACACCCAGAGCCACCAUCUGGUAUCCGCCAGUUUUUCCAAGUGACCUGUAUCUUACCCAGCACCUCCCUCCCCGCUUUCCCACGAUUCAUGACAUCAAAACACCAGCUUUUUUCCCCUUUUCCUGGAGACUCAGGAGGGCCAAAGCAACAGCCUUUGGCUUUUUUUUUCUCUCUCUCCCUGACCGAGGGUUAAAGGAAGGGAUCCAUCCUUAUUGUUCAGAGGCACCAACUCCCUCCCCUAAAUCAGGCUGAGAAGGAACCAGCCAGCUCU